CAGUUUUUUACAACUUUUUAAUUUGUGCUUUUUUGUAAGCUUUUUAGUGUAAGUAGUCAUUGCUUGGUGGUGCCUACAAUAUCAAUUUACCAGCAAAACAAUCCAAAUCCACACUGUUUAAGAGUUCAGUACCUACUUUGCAGCAUCAGGAUUAAAGAGUUGGAACUUGGAAUUCAAUAACUAAGUCUAUGCUUGACAAUCACAAUAUUAUUUCACCAAGAACAGUUUCUGAAUCGCUGUGGUUAAGGAGUGCUGUGACCUGCAUCAUCAGCAGUCCACGAUGUCGGAAGCCGAAGAAGUUCUCAACGAAAUCCUUGCGAAAGUAGCCAAAGAACAAGGCUACGAAGAUUGCCAGAUAUCUUCCAAGCAGAUAUCAAGCGGAGGAGCGAACUACACCAGCUUUAUAUACCAAGCCAGUAUCUCAGCACCGAAUAAAGAGGAGCUCAACUUAUUCGUCAAAGUAGCAGCAGCGGGAGAAAAAAUGAGGAGCAUUGCGCCUUUCCGUAUCUUCGAAAUAGAGAGUUUUGGAUACAAUGUGUUACUGAAGAGGUAUAAAGAACUGGAGGAAAAGUACAAAGUCCCAGAAGUACAUAGACUGGUAACUCCCAAGUUUUAUGGCAACAGUGACGAGUAUUUAAGAGAGGCGAUAGUCUUAGAGGAUUUAUCAGCAUCUGGAUACACCGCUUAUGACAGAUUCAAGUCAGUGGAUUGGGAGUAUGCGUCGAAAAGUGUUCAGAAUUUAGCGAAACUCCACGCCUUAUCAAUCGCUUGGUCUAUCGAGGAUCCGGAAGGAUUUAAAGCCACUGACACAAUGUCAAUGGCUGAUUCUUUAGACGGCAUUAUGGCUUACUUGGACACUAUCAUCACAAAUGCUUUAGAAGUUACUCGAGAGGAGAAUAAGGAACGCCUUUCCAAGUUCGUCCGGAAAAUAAGGGACGAUAAAGAUUAUAUGUUGAUGUUCUACAAGCCCAUAAAGCGGCCGGUGAUAGGUCAUGGCGACUAUAGGCCGAGCAAUUUGAUGCACAAGGUUAACGAGGAUGGCACCAUCAACAUAAUUUCGAUUGACUACCAAACGCUGCAGCGGGUGAAUCCUAUCUUGGACCUGAUGUACUUCAUCUUCAAUGGUUCGGACAAGAAGUUCCGAGACAAGCAUUUCAAGCAGACCUUGGAGUUGUACUACACGGAACUGUGCGCCGCUCUCCGCAGACUCGACCUCGAUCCUAACGAGAUAUACCCGAGGGAUAACUUUGACUACGAGUUGCAAGAGGUUAUGCCCUACGGGCUGGUAACGGCCAUGUUCUGCCUGCUGCUGGUCACCGUGGAGGAGGCGGACGCGCCCACCGUCAGCAAGGACAUCGCCAUCACCGACUUCGCGCUCACCCCCAGCACGCUGUACAAGGAGCGGCUCAACGACAUCGUCGACGGUUUUGUAGCAAUGGGCAUUAUUUGAGAACAAACGCUUUCAAAUAGUAAAUGUAUAAUGAAUCUUAAAUCCGACUAAUAUUAUAAACGCAAAAGUUUGUACGUAGGGAUGGAUGUUUGUUACUCUUUCACGCAAA
Molecule: messenger RNA, 1559 nt
Organism: Maniola jurtina (meadow brown)
Lineage: Eukaryota; Metazoa; Arthropoda; Insecta; Lepidoptera; Nymphalidae
Exons: 4
Coding region: 281-1450 (389 amino acids)
Source: RefSeq, a predicted model, not a curated record